GGUGGACUGUGUGGCAGACGUCCGUUCUACCGUCUGCAAUCUGGGAAGCUUACAUUUGUCAAAUAAUUGAGUUGAGUGGGUAGGGUAUUUUGGUCGAAGGACCCAAUUCAAACAGGUUUCAAAAGGAUUGAACAAACCUGUUUUGGUUUCGGGUCGGGCAAAACCCAACAGUUGUACAUAUAAGUAAAAUAGCCCAGUAGGAAAACCCAGUGGGCCAAUAGGGUUUACAAACAAGGCGGGCGGGCGGCUUUGAAAUAUAUGUCCAAUUCCAAUCAUUCAUUCGGUCAUUGGAAUAGGAAUAGGAUUAGGUAUGGAUAUGGAAAAGCAGGAAAGGAGACAAAGUGAUGCAGGGGCUGCUGCUCGGAAGAAGCUGCCGAGCCCAAGGGAAAUGGUGGCACACUACGAGUCAAAAGGGAUGCAACCUCACGAAGCUUCCCUUAAAGUUAUCGAUGAUCUCCAGAAUCUUCUUUUCAAGGUGGUCACCACCAACAAGAAUGCUCCUGCUACAAAGGAACAAGAGUUAGAAAGAACACUUGGGCGUCUUGAAUCCAAGUUAGACUCGAAACCAGGAUUCCCCCAAACUCUAGCUAUUGGUUUCCUCUCCGGAGCCAUCUUCCCUCAACUCGCUAAUAUUUUCAACAACGCUCGUCUUUCCUCCUCCUCCUCUUGAUUUAACUAUUACUAUCUUUCUUUUAUAUUUCUAUCUUAUCAUCAUUAUCAUUGUUAUAUUACUAUUCUGUUAAUUACCAUGUCUUGUUGUACUAACUUUUUAUUUAAGUGCCUUUGUUUGGAUUGGUCGGAUUACCUUAUUUGCAAA
This is a messenger RNA of Erigeron canadensis, 817 nucleotides long. RefSeq lists its product as uncharacterized. The coding region runs from base 311 to 670 and encodes 119 amino acids. The record is from RefSeq and is a predicted model, not a curated record. The transcript has a single exon. Lineage: Eukaryota; Viridiplantae; Streptophyta; Magnoliopsida; Asterales; Asteraceae.